Molecule: messenger RNA, 589 nt
Organism: Aspergillus campestris IBT 28561
Lineage: Eukaryota; Fungi; Ascomycota; Eurotiomycetes; Eurotiales; Aspergillaceae
Exons: 1
Coding region: 190-492 (100 amino acids)
Source: RefSeq, a predicted model, not a curated record
GCUCAGACACUCUGCGGUCUUUCGUCAGGUACUCUAUCAACCGGUAGCCGGCUCUGACGAUCAUAUCAAGCAUCAACGCGAAACUAAGACCGACCACUUGGUGAGCACUACCGGUGCAGUUGCCAAUAAGGGACUCUGAUUGCGAAUCUAUACUCCUCGAGUCUGGUCCACGGUUAUAGAAUAUAAGGUAUGCAAUUGGCCAAUAUAUCAGUUGGCGUGCAGAGUCGUCCCACGCAGAGUAUUUUUUGGAGUCUUCAUGUUUUUGCAACUAUUCGCAACUUCUUCAUAGUCCUGAUAAUCAUCAAAUCCAUCAAUAUUUUGACUGUGUUCAUCAGUUCCUACGAUAUACAUAGACUCAAUAGUAGCGUGACACACUCAUUGCAAGCUAAAUAUAAGAUCACCGGGUCGAGGUGUUGCUGUGGUAGAUCAUUUGUACCGGCUUGGAAGUCAUGGCUGUUAGCCGAUGCUGUCGAUGGAUAUUUGGUUAGUUGAGUGAAUAGACGGUGAUAUGAUUGUGAAAUAGAUGAAAAUUGAAUUGAUUGAUCAAGAUAUAUUAGAUCAAUUUGAGAUGGAUGAAUGAUGAUGUGAG